Molecule: messenger RNA, 279 nt
Organism: Knipowitschia caucasica
Lineage: Eukaryota; Metazoa; Chordata; Actinopteri; Gobiiformes; Gobiidae
Source: the annotation of a GenBank genome assembly
AUGGUGCGGUUGUGGGAGCACAAGGCCAGGGAGAAAAACUGGAAGGAAGUGGAAGAGAACAGAAGAUAUGAUGCAGAAGAGUGGAAUGGAGAGACAAUUGAGCAAGCAGAGCUCACACCCGUACAGAAGCCCUCGUUUCCCUUUUCGCCCCGGCAGCACCCCAUGAUGCUCAGCUUGGGAAAAACAAGCUGGAUUUGGCUCAUGUUCUGCUCUUCCCCAGCUCUGCAUGACUGCAUGGUGUCAGAGCGCCAACUCACCCAUCCCAGCUGCACUGAUUAG